Clunio marinus is the source of this 813-nucleotide messenger RNA. NCBI's taxonomy places the organism in Eukaryota, Metazoa, Arthropoda, Insecta, Diptera, Chironomidae. The record is from the annotation of a GenBank genome assembly.
AUGCUACCAAUUAAAUCUAAAACUAAGGCAAAGAAUAUUGACAUAAAACCUUUUCCAAUUGGAGUUUCGGCCGUCGGUUAUUUUACAGGAUUGGACGUAGAAAUAUUUGAUAAUCCUUCAAUUAAAGCUAUUCAUGAAUCAGGAUGUUAUGGUAUAAAUCCAAAACCAAGACAAGCAACAGUAUAUGGUCAAGAGAAAAAUAUUACAAAAUUAACAGAAGCUGAAUAUAAACGACAUUUAGAUUGGAAGAAAAAGUUCGGAGAAAAUUCAUCUUUCGAGUGUGAUUCUGAAAUGGUUGAAGUAAAUAAUGAGACUGUUUCAGAUCCAUUCAAUAUUUCUGACACUCUUGUGCUAUUUCCUGAAGAAGCAUUCUUCUUACAUCACAUAAUCGAAUGUCUCAAAAUUCAAGAUUUGGAUAAUCAAAUCAUACCAACAAAAGAACUUUGGAGGAAGUUCUGUAAGCUGAAAGAAUCUUUUGUUGAACGGUAUGUUACGUAUUUAUAUCUGAAAAGUAAAAACUGGGUAAUUAAGUCAGGAAUUAAGUUUGGAGGUCAUUUUUUACUUUACAAACAUGGACCACAUUUAAAUCAUGCUUCAUUCAUUGUAAUUGUUUCAAAAGAAGGUGCAAAAAGAAAGAGCUCAAUUGAAUAUCAUACAAACGAAAGAGUAGCUGAAACAACUGGAAAAAAUCUUCUUUAUGUUGAAGUUUACUUCCCAAAAAAUGUUAAACCAGAAGAUUAUUUGGAGAAUAUCGACAAAUUCCAAUGCAAAGAAUUAUUUAUACACAGAAUUGAAAUAGAGAAACAGAAAUAG